AACACGUCGUUGGCUGCAGCUUCCUGGAAAGUCGUGUCGCGCACGCCUGGCUGCUUUCCUGCCAGUGGUCCUGUCGGCGACCUGGAGGACGGUGUGCGUAGGUAAUCGUGCUCUGGCUGUAGGCGCGACGGAAGAUGUCCGGGGUGUCCCCACGCAGAGGUCUACGUGCCGUUGGGUGCCGGGAAGGCCAGACAAGAGGAACAGAAAUGGAUAGAAGCAGCUGGCAGAGAAGACACCAACAGAACCCAGCAGGCAGACAGCUUGAUUCUAGUGAGAGGUGUGUCACAGGGACACCAAAGAACCCGCAGGAUUCUAGCCACCAUGAUGCUGAUUCCCCGUCAACCUCAUCCAGCACAGCUGGAGAUUCUUCCGUGCCAGAUCUACCAGGGUUUUACUUCGACCCUGAAAAGAACCGCUAUUUCCGCUUGCUUCCUGGUCAUAACAACUGCAACCCCCUCACGAAGGAAAGCAUCCAGUAUAAGAAAAUGGAGGGUAGAAGACUACAGCUGCUGGACCAAGAGGACAAGCAGAAGAAGAAAGUAACCAGAAUGGGAUUUAACAUGUCUUCUAUCCUACAAAAAAAACAGCUGGGUUUUCUCAACAUCACCAGUUAUUGCCGUUUAUCCCAUGAGCUGCGAGUGAGCUGCAUGGAGAGGAAAAAGGUUGAGAUUCAGAGCUCAGAUCCUUCUGCUUUGUCAAGUGACCGGUUUAACUUCAUUCUGGCAGAUACUAGCAGUGACCGCCUGUUCACAGUGAAUGAUGUCAAAAUUGGAGGCUCCAAGUACGGUAUCAUCGACCUGCAGGGACUGAAAGUCCCCACGUUCAAGGUGCACAUGCAUGAAAACCUGUACUUUACCAACAGGAAGGUGAACUCUGUGUGCUGGGCUUCACUCAAUCACUUGGAUUCCCACAUUCUGCUGUGCCUCAUGGGCCUUGCAGGGACACCAGGCUGUGCCACUCUGCUCCCAGCAUCGCUCUUUGCCAGUAAUCACCAAGCAGGUACUGACCGGCCUGGAAUGCUCUGCAGUUUCCGGAUCCCUGGUGCCUGGUCCUGUGCCUGGUCCCUAAACGUCCAGGCAAGUAACUGCUUCAGUACAGGUUUGUCUCGGAGGGUCCUGCUGACCAACGUGGUGACAGGACACCGGCAGUCAUAUGGGACCAACACUGAUGUCUUGGCCCAGCAGUUUGUUGUCUCGACUCCUUUGCUGUUUAAUGGUUGUCGUUCUGGGGAGAUCUUUGCCAUUGACUUGCGUUCUCCAAGUCAAGGCAGGAGCUGGAAGGCCACCCGUCUGUUUCACCACACAGCAGUGACCUCUGUGCGGAUCCUCCAGGAAGAGCACUACGUGAUGGCCUCAGACAUGGCUGGAAAGAUCAAGCUGUGGGACUUGAGGACAAUUCAGUGUGUGAGACAGUAUGAAGGUCAUGUGAAUGAAUACGCCUACUUGCCCCUGCAUGUGCAUGAGGAGGAAGGAAUCCUGGUGGCAGUGGGCCAGGAUUGCUACACAAGAAUCUGGAGCCUCCAUGAUACCCACCUGCUCAGAACCAUACCUUCACCAUACCCUACCUCCAAAGCCGACAUUCCCAGUGUGGCCUUCUCCUCUCGGCUUGGGGGCCUCCGAGGAGCUCCAGGGUUGCUCAUGGCUGUCCGGCAGGACCUUUACUGUUUCUCUUACAGCUAGUUUUGUAUAGGCUAUCUGGAGGAGGGGGUGGGAGCUUAUUUCAGUUUUAAGUGGUACUUGAUAAAUAGGCUGCUGGGGACAGAGUGCAAAGAGGUUUACCUGAAAUAACUGCAAUAAAGUUGAUGCAGUUGUGUGCUCAGAGCUUGGAAGUCCUUUUCAUAAAAGGUACUUCCUUUUCCUAUUGAGUUCCUUAGACAUUUUUCUCCUUGAUUAACAAACCACGCUGUCUUCUAUGGGGUGAAAGUGGCAAAAACUAAACUAAAGCUGCUGCUUUCACCAGGCAAAGCCAAACAGUGAAAUCAUGUGAGUGCUCAGUGCUGCAACCCCAGGGCCUGCCUCUGUCCUGGAGAAAGGUAGCUGGGCUGUAGAGGAAAAGGCAUGGUCUUGAAUUUAUCAAGCUUGGCCUUCUUAGACACUACCAGUGGACUUCUGGGAUUCUCCUUCUGUUACUGUGCACAGGCCUUUCUUUAGGGUAAGGGACAGAAACUGUUCUGUUACAGUAACCUGAGUGUCAGUUUCAUGUCAGUUCUAAAGGCCCAAGGUCAAAAACUUGGCUUUGGUUUUUUGUAAUUUUGGAGCUAGUUUAUGUAAUAUUUAUAUAAAGUAUUAAAAGUCUUUUUUGGGGGGGCUGGAGAGAUGGCUCAGCGGUUAAGAACACUGGGUGUUCUUGUAGAAGACCCAGGUUCGAAUCCCAGCACCCACAUGGCAGCUAACAACUGUCGAUAACUCUAGUCCCAGGGGAUCCGACAGCCUCUUCUGACCUCCACGGGCAUUGCACGACACGGGUGCACUUACCUACAUGCAGGCAAUAUGCGCAUACACAUAAAAUUUAAAAAAGUCUUCUUUCUACCAACUAAAUAAAGCAGAAAGAACCAUUGUGUAGCAUGUUGA
This is a messenger RNA of Nannospalax galili (Upper Galilee mountains blind mole rat), 2570 nucleotides long. It is a transcript of the gene Dcaf4, whose product is annotated as DDB1 and CUL4 associated factor 4. Lineage: Eukaryota; Metazoa; Chordata; Mammalia; Rodentia; Spalacidae. The record is from RefSeq and is a predicted model, not a curated record. Gene Ontology annotation, cellular component: Cul4-RING E3 ubiquitin ligase complex. Gene Ontology annotation, molecular function: protein binding. The coding region runs from base 135 to 1679 and encodes 514 amino acids. The transcript has 14 exons.